AUGUCGCAUAACAUUUCCGUCAAACCCUCGCUUGAGGAUAUUCAGGAGUUCAUCGCUGCUGGCGCAGGCAACACCAUCCCCAUCUUUGCCGAGAUCCCCGCUGAUAUGUUGACUCCUGUGAUGGCAUACCUCAAGGUGUCCGACAAGUGUGACUACUCCUUCUUGCUCGAGUCCAUUGCUGGAGGCGAAAAGAUUGGGCGCUACAGUUUUAUUGGCAGUGACCCGUACAAAAUCCUCAAGACAGGACCAGAGGAGGCUCUUCAGGGAGACCCAUUGACCAUCCUGGAGAAGGAGUUGAAGAACAUUCGCUACGUCAAGGUCAAGGGGAUUCAGGACUUCACAGGAGGCGCCAUCGGAUACAUUGGAUACGACAACGUCCAGUAUUUUGAGCCCCGCACCAAGCGCGACGACCUUCAGGACCCCAUUGGCUUGCCCGACGCCGUCUUCUUGUUCUGCGACACCAUUGUCAUCUUUGACCAUCUCUACCAAAAGAUCCAGGUCGUGACCCACUACCGCUCCGAUGUCACCGACCCGGCUGAGGUUGAAAUCCAGUAUUUGAAGGCUGUCGAGGAGAUCCAAAUCACCAUUGACUUGUUGGAGAACGAGAUCACGCCCAAGAUUCCCCAGCCUCGCGUCAUUCUCGGCCAGGAGCCCGUCUCGAACGUUGGCAAGGAUGGAUACGAGGGCUUCGUCACCGACUUGAAGAAGCACAUCAAGCUCGGAGACAUUAUCCAGGCCGUUCCUUCGCAACGUCUCGCCAAGCCCACCUCGCUCCACCCUUUCAACAUCUACAGACACUUGCGCUCCAUCAACCCUUCGCCCUACAUGUUCUAUCUGGAUUUGAAGGAUUUUACCCUCGUCGGAGCCUCGCCUGAGAUGUUGGUCAAGGUUCAGGAUCGUGUUGUAUUUACUCAUCCUAUUGCCGGUACCCGGAAACGCGGUGAAACUCCUGAGAAGGACAUUGAGUUGGGCGAGGAGCUGUUGGCGGAUCCCAAGGAGAGAGCCGAACACAUCAUGUUGGUCGAUCUGGGACGCAACGAUGUCAACAGAGUCUGCAAGCCCGAGUCGGUCAAGGUUGACUCGUUGAUGCACUUGGAGAGAUACUCGCAUGUGAUGCACAUUGUCUCCAACGUCUCUGGAACGCUGAGAGAGGACAAGACGCCAUUCGAUGCAUUCAGAUCGAUCUUCCCCGCUGGAACGACCUCGGGAGCGCCCAAGGUCCGUGCGAUGGAGCUGAUCUCUGACCUGGAGAAGACCAAGCGCGGAGUGUACGCAGGAGCUGUUGGUCACUUUGACUAUGCUGGUGGAUUGGAUACGUGCAUUGCGCUGAGGACGAUGGUUGUCAAGGAUGGUGUCGCGUACUUGCAGGCAGGAGGCGGCAUUGUGCACGACAGUGUUGAAGAGGACGAGUACCAGGAGACGAUCAACAAGCUCGGAUCGAACUUGACUGCAUUGAAGGUGUGCGAGGAGUACUACUACCGCAAGCAGCAGCUCGAGGGCCAGUUGUAG
Messenger RNA from Linnemannia hyalina, 1509 nucleotides. Lineage: Eukaryota; Fungi; Mortierellomycota; Mortierellomycetes; Mortierellales; Mortierellaceae. The record is from the annotation of a GenBank genome assembly.